Molecule: messenger RNA, 294 nt
Organism: Dictyostelium discoideum AX4
Lineage: Eukaryota; Evosea; Eumycetozoa; Dictyosteliales; Dictyosteliaceae
Product: UPF0041 family protein
Exons: 4
Coding region: 1-294 (97 amino acids)
Biological process (GO): pyruvate import into mitochondria
Cellular component (GO): mitochondrial inner membrane
Source: RefSeq, a predicted model, not a curated record
AUGGCAGAAAGAUGGACUAAAAUGGUAGGCUUUUUGGGUGCAGCUGCAAAUUGGACAAUCCCUAUUGCUUCUUUUAUGAAUUUAAAAAAUGAUCCAGAAAAAGUGGAUCCUAUAAUGACAACUACCCUUGCUGUAUAUAGUGCUGUAUUUAUGAGAUGGGCUAUUGCCAUUUACCCACCAAAUUAUUGGCUUUUAGGUUGCCAUGUAGCUAAUGAAGUUGCUCAACUCACACAAUUAGGUAGAUAUGGAAAAUGGAAGGUAUUUGAUAGUAAACAAGAAUCUGACAAACAAUAA